Bursaphelenchus okinawaensis is the source of this 1963-nucleotide messenger RNA. NCBI's taxonomy places the organism in Eukaryota, Metazoa, Nematoda, Chromadorea, Rhabditida, Aphelenchoididae. The record is from the annotation of a GenBank genome assembly.
AUGCAAAAGUUGUCUCUUGUGUUUUUGGCCUUGUUGGCUGGAGUUGCUGGUAAGUUUUUUUUUGACAUUUUAUCAAUUUUUUAGGCGCAAAAUGUAAAACUAUUGGGUUUGUGACAUUAUUUUUUCAGUAAGUCAGUUUUCAAGUGGAAGCAACUUUUGUAGCGACGAAAAGGAUUUGGAGAAGAACUGCGGCCGUCUUCUGGGCAAAGGAGGAGAUUCUAGUUCUAGUAGCUCAAGCUCUGGCAGUUCCAGCGACAGUUCAAGCACCAGCAGCUCGGGUUCCAGCUCAAGUUCAGGCAGUUCAUCUAGCAGCUCUGGGGCCAGCUCUAGUUCAAGCGGUUCAUCCGGCAGCUCUGGGGACAGUUCUAGUGCAAGCGGUUCAUCCGGCAGCUCUGGAGACAGCUCCAGUUCCAGCUCUGGAUGUGGAAGUUCCAGCAGCAGCUCAAGCAGCAGCAGCGGCGACUCAGAUGACUCGAGCAGCACUGGAGAUUCUGUUGACAGUUCGAGUUCUGAUGACAGCGGAUCCAGUAGCUCAAGCAGCAGCAACUCAUGCGGUUCAAGCUCGGAAAGUGGAAGUUCUGAAGGCGGAGAUGGAGGCUACUGCUUGAUUCUCCAAUACUUCUACAACGUAUCUGUUGAAUUCAAAGACACUGAAGUCUACGAAUUGUGGUUGGAAUGGAUCGAUGAAGUUAACGUCACCAUCAUCUACAAUGUUGAACUUACUGAACAAGAACAACUUAUUGAAUUGUGGAGCAGUCUUCAAGCCUUCUUGUCUGUACACGUUGAAAUCCAAGAAACUAUCUACUACAUCUACAUUUCUGAAUGGGGAGGAUAUGUCCGCAACCUUGAAGCUGUCACAGUCUCAUUCUCUGCUCAAGUAACCAGUGUCUACAUCGAUUUGGAUGCCAGCGGCGAUUGUGAGAUCUUCGACGCUUUGCGCAACGGAACUUCUGGACAAUUGGCUACUUAUGUCGAGACUCUGAUCAGCGAGAUCACCGUUAUCCUCGAAGCUGACUACACUUACUCUUACCAACUUGUGUUGAUCUACGAGAAGAUCACCGCUUUCUUGUCAGAGUAUUCUCAGUACAGUGAAACUCUCUUCGCUAUUGAAAUUGAGGGGUAUGGAAGCUUCUACUCUUUCUACCAAGUCACUGCCUACUACUGGAGAGCCUACAACUUCAGCGUCGCUAUUGGAGGAUCUACUUCUGAUUGCGAGUUGAUCAAGGUUCUUACCGCCGCCUACGAGAACGUUUCGAUUGGAUCGACAACUGAAAGAGCUCAGAUCAAGGAGUUGGUUGAGACAUUGACUACUUACUUCGAAGAGUACACUGACGUUAGCGUUCGCAUCGAGUACUUCUACACUCAAUUCUACCAGUUCUUGAUCAUCCAAGACUGGUCGGUCAGCAUUCUCUACGGUUUGGAGAUUGAGGGAUACGGAGACAUCUACGAGCUCAUCUACGCCUAUGUUAUUGUAAGUGAUGGUUGUGAAUAAUAGAAACAUAGAUUUUUUAAAAAAUAUAGAUUUUCGUGUUGCAAAAGAUUGGCAAAAGACGCUAGUGUUGGAUGUGUAAUAUUUAGUGUAAUAUAUUGAGAUUGUGAACCAUUUUAGGAAGUUAACAUUGGCAUUGACUUCACCAACCCAACCACAACUACUACUGUAGCUCCAGCCAACUGUGACGUUGUUGACCAGAUCAACAGCUUAUCCGCUAACACUACAGACUUGUUGACCUCUAUCACAACUGCUCAAGAAUCAUGGAACGCUACCGAGAUUCAGAGAUUUGCUGCCUACAAAAACAGAAUCUACGUUGUCUCCAGUAACACCACCGCCACACUCGCAGACAAGUUCACCAACAUCCAAGCUGUCUUGACAUCGUGGACUACCAAUGAAUUCUACUUGAACUUGGUAUACAGCAUCCAGAUCAUCCAAUGGGGCGGUACUAUCGAACAGGCUGUCGCUUGUUGA